Messenger RNA from Limanda limanda (common dab), 3061 nucleotides. RefSeq names its product signal-transducing adaptor protein 1-like. Gene Ontology annotation, biological process: cell surface receptor protein tyrosine kinase signaling pathway; positive regulation of B cell receptor signaling pathway. Lineage: Eukaryota; Metazoa; Chordata; Actinopteri; Pleuronectiformes; Pleuronectidae. Bases 166 to 1233 code for a protein of 355 amino acids. The transcript is spliced from 11 exons. The record is from RefSeq and is a predicted model, not a curated record. Gene Ontology annotation, molecular function: signaling adaptor activity; protein kinase binding.
UCCUUGAUCUUAAAUCCCUGCAGAGUUUCCCACAGCAUCAAACUGAAGGAAGAGAGGGAGGAUACCACACUGCAGGUGUGGAGCAUUAACGACAAAAGUGCUGGACCAACAGAAGUGAGCGGAGGCCAAACUGAACCAAACCAUCGGAGAAGAGGCACGGACAUAAUGUCAGCUCACUCCAGAGUCGUCAACAAGAGGAGGGAGACAAUCACAGCUCUGCCUCUGUACUACUCUGGACAACUGCUGAAGAAAAACACCAGUGAGAAGGAUUUCAAGAGUUACUAUGGAGAGCUCCGUGGAGCCACGCUGUUUCUGUACGACGAUGAAUCCAAGGAUACAUACAUAGAGAAGCUGGACCUGGAGCAGCUGACGUCCAUGGUGUCAAAUUGUCCGUAUCACAGGCAGACGCCGACCAUCUUCACUCUCAGCCUGCGCACAGAGGAGGUGCAGCUGAAGAUGGACAAUCCUUACACAGGAGAGGAGUGGAGGGCUUACAUCCUGACUAUGGUCAAAAAGAAGAUCCCCGGUGACCUCCAGCUGCUGCCUGGACCGAUGAUCCUGCUGCUCGACGCUCUGGCGAGGGAGAAAGCUCGAAACUCCACCGAGUCACACCCACCGCUCCCGCCCCGACCAUCCUUCCUCCCUUCUACCACAUCCUCACCCUCCUCCCAACCAGCUGAUGACCAUCCAGACUACAUCCCCCCUGACCAGCCUGCGUGCUUCUUCGAUGUGACGCGGCAGGAGGCGGAGAGGAUGCUGGAGGCCAACCCGGAGUACGGAGGCAUCAUCCUCCGCCCGUCCAGCCUCAACAACAUCUACGCUGUGACCAUCAGACAACUGACACCCAGAGGGCCUGUGAUGAAGAACUACAGAGUGGCCUGCACAAACUCAGGGUAUGCCAUCGAACUCCUCACACCAGUGACAGUCUCCUCCAUUGAUGAAGUAUUGAAAUUCUUCAUUGAAAAGUCACAGAGCCGUCCCUACGAGACAUCUGAGCCCUACGACUUCCUCAUUGAGGUUCCACCUGCUCCAAAGUGCAUCAGCAUCACCUCACCUAAACCAAAAACAGUACCCAAGGCAGAAGUGGCGCCAAUGCUGCGCCCGCAAAUCCAGAAGGAGCGCAAGCUUUUUCUAAUUAAGCCAGAGGAGAAUGAAUAUGUGGUUCCUGAGGAUCACUCGUCUGAUUACCAGAACCUACGUCUGGAGACUCAGGCCUAUAACACCUACCUAUAAAGUGGCAGCCAGGAAUACGUAAUUUACCCUCCACACCCGACAUUGAACGGAGCAAACUGCGGAGAAGUUCUUGAAGAUGGAUGACAUUAAAUUAAUAAUUGAAGUGGAGAAGUACAGUCAGCUGUAUGAUCCUCAGCACAAAUGAGACAAAAAUACAAACGUUGGGACGCUUUUGCAGUUAAUGUUGGAGCAACAAGUAAGUAUAUGCUUGAAAAAAAUGAUUAAAUGCGGUUUUUACUGCAGGCUGAUAACAGAAAAAGUAUAUGGUAUUAUUGGCGCUGCGCAGCGCUUCAGCAGCGCAGAGUAGGACUACACACACCACAAACACACACACAGUUCGAGGAAGUUAAAAAAAUGCACGAGAGGACGGAAAGAGUGGAGUUGCCUGUGUGACGGUCUCUGUUUGCACUGCUGCUUUCUUCAUUCACUUCACUUGACUCAGGCUUAGUGAAACAGUUUAACUUUAUUUUUCUGUAACAUAUAACGGGACACAGUCACAGUUAUCUACAAAAGAAAAGUUGCAUAUUACUAAACAAGUUUCAUACACUAAAAUAACCAUUAGAAACUAACUAAAACAAUAACAGACAGAGCGACACAACUUACUCAGAACGGGGGAAUCUACUUCUGAGAUAAUAAAGGGUGUGCUGCUACACUAAUCCCCAGAAGUUCCGGCUGUGGGCCUUCAAAAUAAGACAAACACGGCAAAAUAAAAGAAAUACAGUGCAGCCAGCGCUGAGCGAGGGUGGCAGCCAGCGGACCCUUGUUUCGCUGGAUCCGUUUGAUCAUCUCCAAGGCAGAAUUCCACCGGGUGGCAACAUCUUGAACUAGCAAUCCUUCCUUGUGCAGUUUGCUGUGCUUUCAUUCAGACGGGACUUAUCUUUUUACGGGCUGUGUUUGAAGUGCGUCGAGGAAUUCCUCCGCAGUUUUCCGCUGUAUAAAUCGCCACUCUGUUUUUUUUAAUUCCAAUGCAAAAGAUCUAAAUUUCCAUACAUAGUCAAUAAAAUAAGCUGUGACACCGAGGUAAUUGUCAUUGCUGAGUGACGCCCAGUGGUCACCGGUGAGGGCGAUGCUGGCAGCUUGCUGGAGGAGCUGAAUUUUCUUCAGCACACCGGAUGUAAACGAAGCCGCAUUAACUGCGUUAAAAUAUUUUAUCGCAUUAAUCUAGGUCACAAUAAUCUCAUAGAUUAACGCAUUAACUUUGACAGCCCUAAUAAAUAUGUAUGCUGUUGUUAUAUGUGCAGCUUUCAACUUCUUCAAUAUUCCAUGCGGGAUCAAAUACAUACUUUGCGUUAAUCCAUUUUGUAGAUUUAAGUGUAUUUGAAGAUUCUACUAAAGGGACUGUCAGCUAAUCUGAGUCAAUAGACCCUCUAGGGACCAGGAAUAUCUGCUGCACCUAUCAUGAAAGAAAAUUACAUAAUUAAUUAUGAGUAAAAAAAUAUUCCAGGGGGGAAAAUAGACAAUCCAGCAUAGUGAUCUUAUAUAGCUAUAGUGAAGCUUAUACUUUACAGCAAAUAACACAAUUAAAACAACAGAAUCUAAACCUGGUCAGAUCUGGUUAGUUUGAGACCUCUUCUUCAAAACCGCAGACAAUUCGCAGAUACAAGAUUUUUACGUGAAACUGAAUAUCAUUGUUGUUAUAAUUUGCCUUCGAUAAAAUGUACAAACUAUUGUAUCAAAAAUGUGUGUCACUGGUCUUUGCGUCAGAUCACAAUGUUUGUUACUGAAGUGAAAAAACUGUGAAACUAUAAUAAGAUCACGUGUCAGAUACACAUGGAUCUUCUGCUUCCUUCUUUGUUCAUGAACAUUAAAGAAAAAGGAAAUAACAAUA